UUGAGCAACCGGCCGCACCGAGUGGAAUUAACGAAACGAAGAGGUACUUGCCUAUCCCGGGAGUCUAGCGGGCUGGGAAUAUCAACGGCGCGCUGGCCCAGAAAGACUAGAUACAUGUUUAGCUUCUCAGCAAGGACCAAGCCAAAACAAUAUAGAUUUCUAGUUCUAGAUACUUAGAUAGAUUUUAUCGCCUUUGUUUACAAGAGAUGGCACCAGUGAUGGAUGACAGAGAGAAUGAUCAAGAUGCUGGUUUAUCUCGACGUUCCAUGCGUGACGUUGGCAAAAAGAAGGCGGGGCGCUUGUCUGCUCUGGAGAAACUGAAAAAUGCAAAGAAAGGUGGCAAAAGAUUUUAUGACGAGGAUGAGGAUAUGAGCAAUAUUUAUGAUGUCGUGGAUGAAGAUGAGUACUCCAAGAUUGUACGAGAUAGACAAGAUGAUGAUUGGAUUGUAGAUGACGACGGAGGAGGAUAUGUCGAGGAUGGAAGAGAAAUAUUUGAUGAAGAUCUUCAAGCAGAUCCAGAGGAUGAGGGAGAGAGUGCAGGAAAAAGAAACAGCAAAUCCGGUCCGAAGAAAGAUAAACAGUCCAAGAAGCCAAGCAAACCGAAAGGUGACAUCAGAAGUCUCUUCAUGAGUGCCGCCAAGCAGAAGAAGAAAUCAGAGAAGGAUGCAAGCGUCGCUGGGGAUGAACUCCUGGGCGAUAUCCUGAAUGAGAUGCACAGUGAGUCCUGUGUUCCUAUCCUGAAGCCCCUGGCUGUCAAGAAGAAGAUAAAGGUCCCUGGGUCCUCUCCUGCCAAUCGGAAUCCCUUCAGCAGCAAGACGCCAACGCGACCCAUGCCUAAGACCAUGACCCCUCGCACCAUCACCUCCGAGAAGUCGGCUCCCGUCUUGAUACCACGGCAACGCAUCACCUCCAAACAAGUAAAGAGGGAGAUGAUACACGAAGCAGGCGACUCGCAGCAGAGCAAGAGGGCGAGGGGCGUGGUCGUGAAGACGGAACCGGUAGAGGAUUUUGAUGAUGUUGAUGUUGAUGGUAGGUGCAUGAUUGAUGUGGAUGAUCAAACAGACUUUGAUAUCGACGAUGAUGACAUGAACGUUAAGAAGGAGAAUGGCAAGGUGAACGUGAAAGAGGAGGAGAUGGAAGAGGAGGAGGAGGAAGAAGAAAAACCACAGAUGUCUGUCAAGUCAGACAUCAACCCUGAGGUGUGCUCUACCACUGGAUGGGAGACCAUUAAAGGAGAGCUGGAGGAGGACUAUGUCAAGAUGGAUGUUAAGGUGGAUUCUUCCUCGUUGCCCCUGACAACCAAUGAGGAGGGAGAGAAAGUAUUGAGGAUGUACUGGCUUGAUGCCUAUGAGGACCCCUACAAACAACCAGGAACAAUUUUUCUCUUCGGCAAGGUAUAUAUCGAGGAGGCUAAGACCCAUGUCAGUUGCUGUGUAGCCGUCAAGAACAUUGAAAGGAAGGUCUACCUACUACCAAGGGAAAAGAAGAGGAAUCUGAAGAAGGGUGUAGAUACCGACAAGGAUGUGACUAUGAUGGAUGUCUAUCAGGAGUUUGAUGCCAUGACAACCAAAUACAAGAUCAUGAAGUUCAGGUCAAAGAAAGUCACCAAGCAGUAUUGCUUUGAGAGGUCUGACAUCCCAGCUGAAUCAGAGUACUUGGAGAUCAGAUAUGGGGCUGAUGUCCCUCAACUGCCCAGUGAUUUGCAAGGAGAAACUUUCAGUCACAUCUUUGGAGCGAACACAUCAUGUAUGGAACUACUUCUCUUGGAUCGUAAACUAAAGGGACCCAGCUGGCUUGACAUCAAGUUCCCCCAGUUGCCUACACAAGCCAUCAGCUGGUGUAAGGUCGAGACGUACAUCACCAAACCCGACUUCAUCACAGUCAUCAAGGACCUGACUCCGCCCCCUCUGGUUGUCAUGACAAUCAACCUCCGCACAGUACUGAAUCAGAAGACGCAUCGCAAUGAGAUCGUAGCUGUCGCAGCUCUUGUGCAUCACAAGUUCCCGUUAGACAAGGCACCACCCAAGCCCCCUUUCCAGCAACAUUUCUGUGCUUUGAGCAAGCCAAUUGACUGCAUCUUUCCAUAUGACUUCAAAGACGCUAUAAGGAAAAAGAACAUGAAGGUGGAGAUCUUGCCGUCAGAAAGAGCUCUCUUGGGCCUGUUCUUAGCUAAGAUCCACACAGUCGAUCCAGAUGUCAUAGUGGGUCAUGACAUCUAUGGGUUUGACCUUGAUGUCCUCCUUCAUCGAAUCAGCGCUACCAAGACGCCUCACUGGUCCAAACUAGGAAGACUCAAACGUGGAACCAUGCCUAAACUUAGUGGUGGUACAGGGAGAGGCAGCACUUUCACGGAGAAGAAUGCGACGUGCGGCCGCAUGGUGUGCGACGUCAAGAUCUCAGCUAAAGAGCUGAUGCGAUUUAAGAGCUACGAUCUUACAGAGCUUUCCAGUCAGAUCAUUCAUGAGAAGAGGGUGGAGAUUCCUUAUGAUCGCAUCAAGGAUAUGUACACGACAUCUCGUGAGCUGACCUACCUUGUAGAGAUGACCUGGAAGGACGCUUUCUUCAUCUUACGUCUCAUGUGUGAACUCAACGUAAUACCUCUAUCACUACAGCUCACUACCAUCUGUGGAAACGUAAUGUCUCGUACUCUGAUGGGAGGGCGCUCUGAGCGUAAUGAACAUCUGCUCCUUCAUGCCUUCAAUGAGAAGAACUUCCUCUGCCCAGAUAAAGAGUACAAGAAGAAAACCCAGGCCGUCAAUAUGGAUGGAGAUGAUGAGCAGGAGAGACCAACAAGGUCCAAGAACAAACCAUCCUACGCCGGAGGGCUGGUCCUGGAUCCUAAAGUCGGUUUCUACGAUAAGUUCAUCCUCCUGCUAGAUUUCAACAGUCUGUACCCGUCGAUCAUUCAGGAAUACAACAUCUGCUUCACAACCGUGGUUCAGACACCCUCAGACAAGGAUGGAUCAAAUGAUGACUGGAUGCCUGAAGUACCAGACAGUGAUCUGACCGAUGGGAUCUUACCAACGGAGAUCCGUAAGCUGGUCGAACGACGUCGUCAGGUCAAAGGUCUCAUGAAACAGCCUGAUCUUCAUCCAGACAUCAGAUUACAGUAUGACAUCCGCCAGAAGGCUCUGAAGCUCACGGCCAAUAGUAUGUACGGGUGCCUUGGAUUCUCUCAUUCAAGGUUCUAUGCUAAACCCCUGGCUGCACUGGUUACUAGCAAAGGAAGAGAGAUCUUGAUGCACACCAAAGAACUGGUUCAAAAGAUGAAUCUCGAUGUGAUCUAUGGAGACACUGAUUCUAUCAUGAUCAACACCAACUCUACAGACCAUGAUACAGUCUUCAAGCUUGGCAACAGGGUCAAGACAGAGGUCAACAAACUUUACCGUCUACUGGAGAUCGACAUCGAUGGUGUCUUCCAGUCCAUGCUCCUACUGAAGAAGAAAAAGUAUGCUGCCAUCACUGUUGAACGUUUGCUAGACGGCACCCUGAAGACAUCCAAGGAGAUGAAGGGUCUCGACAUCGUUAGGAGAGACUGGUGUGACUUGGCUAAGAAAGUUGGAAGUUAUGCCAUUGAUCAGAUCUUGUCUGCAGACUCAAGGGAAGUGAUCGUCGACAACAUCCACUCUCAUCUGGUAGAACUUGGAGAGAAGGUGGCAGCAGGCACCAUUCCACUGGACCAGUAUGAGAUUAAUAAGGGUCUGACCAAAGCACCUCAGGACUACCCAGACAAGAAAAGUCUACCUCACGUCAACGUAGCGCUGCGUCUCAACAGUCAGGGAGGGGGCAAGCCAAUCGGGGCUGGGGAUACAGUCUCCUACAUCAUCUGUGUGGAUGGAUCUAAUCUACCGGCGGGUCAAAGGGCGUAUCACCCUGAUGAGCUAAGGAAGCAGGAGCACCUCAAGGUUGAUACCAAGUACUAUCUGGCUCAGCAGGUCCAUCCUGUCGUCUCUCGUCUCUGUAAUCCCAUCGAGGGCACGGAUGCUGCUCAUAUUGCAGAGUGUCUAGGCCUUGAUGCGUCAGGUUAUCGUCAGUCCGUCCGUCAUUACGAGGACGAGAAUGACGCGCUUCUAGGAGCCCAAGAGGAUGACGAAGAGAGGUUCAAAGAUGCAGACCGAUUCAAGUUCAUCUGCCCGAACAGCGCUUGCAAGAGAGAGAACAUCGUUGAUAGCGUGUUCACUGGCACGGGAUCGUUGGCAGAAGCCCGCCUGAGUUACUGUGACAGUCGCUGCGGCACAGUGCCAGCUGAUCAUGUGACCAUGCUUGGCAACAAGCUCCGCCUUCUCACCCGCAGCUACGUUCAGAAAUACUAUGCUGGUUGGUUGAUAUGUGAGGAUACCUCAUGUGCACAUCGGACCCGCAGGUUGCCUCUGAACCCACAUCGACAGGGGUUUGUCUGCCCAGUUUGUCAGAGAGCUGUUUUAAGACCAGAGUACUCUGACAAGGAGCUGUAUACACAGCUGUGUUUCUUCCAAACUAUCUUCGACUAUGAGAAGGCACUCACCGAAAACAAUGACAAAGCUAAAUCACGUAGCCAAGAACCGGCGUCUGUGAGGGCAGCAUACCAGACGUUAAAGCAGAUCAUUGAUGUACGUCUGGCAGCGAACGCCUACUCCGAAGUGGACCUAUCCAAACUGUUCCAUGGCCUCUUUCUCAUGAAGUAACUUCACAUUGGUUUCCCAUCCAGCUGACUUAUGGUGUACUUCUCAAAUAUACCCAUUUACCGUCUUGAUCUAUGGGCUUCUGAGGCUAAGAUAGAGUGGCAUAUAAAGAUGCAAGCAUGCUUAGCCACAGUAUCAUAAAUGUAAAUAAGAAAUAACAAAGUUCCCAAAAUAGAGCCCUGAGGGACACCAUAUGAUAUUGAUUUGUAAAAAAAUAAUGAGAACUUACAUAUAUAAAUCUUAAGGUGUCAUAAAUAUUGGUGAAUUAAAAUUCUAAUUUGAAUUACAUGAAUAAUAGUUUCGACCAGAUUAAUGCUAAUCACGGUUUUUAUCAGCCCCAUAUUCUCAUGAUAUGGUUCGACCUGUAUGCCAUAUAAUUAUGAUUUUAAACAUUUAUUCAUUUUGUGUUCUAGAUGUGUCUUUAAGAUCCACUUCCUCGUGCUAAGCUAUCUAAUUCAGGUUUGGGUCUAUGGACAAAAUGUACCUAAAGCAAAUUUUAUAUCCAAUGGGUUAUCAAAACUUCUCCAUCCUUUAGUGAUUAUAUAUUGUAAUCCAAUUCUUGGAUGAAAUGGCAACUGGAUUAGCAAUGAAAGGUUUCUAAACUUCUUGACCCAAGAUUUACGCUGAUCAUAUGUGAUGUUCGCUACAAAACUUGUGACAAAAAUGAGUUGCCACUCGCGAUAAUAAUAAUAAUAAACGUUAUUUGUAUAUCAGUAAACAUAGCAGAAAUGGUGUUUGGGGUUGGAAACAUAAAGUUUAUUGCUUUAUCGUAAUUAGAAUCUCUAAUUACUUAUCUAUAGUCUGACUGAUUAUCAGGUUUAACAUUCAUACAAGAAAUGGUUGCCAUCAGUAUAUGUGGAAUAUUAUAUUACUUUAAACAAUACUCCAUGAUAGCCAACAGCGUUUUCACUUUAUAAA
Messenger RNA from Strongylocentrotus purpuratus (purple sea urchin), 5579 nucleotides. RefSeq names its product DNA polymerase alpha catalytic subunit. Gene Ontology annotation, cellular component: alpha DNA polymerase:primase complex. Lineage: Eukaryota; Metazoa; Echinodermata; Echinoidea; Camarodonta; Strongylocentrotidae. Gene Ontology annotation, molecular function: DNA-directed DNA polymerase activity; purine nucleotide binding; single-stranded DNA binding. Gene Ontology annotation, biological process: lagging strand elongation; mitotic DNA replication initiation; leading strand elongation. The transcript has 38 exons. The record is from RefSeq and is a predicted model, not a curated record. The coding region runs from base 207 to 4664 and encodes 1485 amino acids.